Messenger RNA from Knipowitschia caucasica, 5883 nucleotides. The record is from the annotation of a GenBank genome assembly. Lineage: Eukaryota; Metazoa; Chordata; Actinopteri; Gobiiformes; Gobiidae.
AUGGGAAUGUCUUGGUCUUGGAAGGAGGUGUCAGUCUGUCAGAAGGAGGUGUCAGUCUGUCAGAAGGAGGUGUCAGUCUGUCAGAAGGAGGUGUCAGUCUGUCAGAAGGAGGUGUCAGUCAGUCAGAAGGAGGUGUCAGUCUGUCAGAAGGAGGUGUCAGUCAGUCAGAAGGAGGUGUCAGUCUGUCAGAAGGAGGUGUCAGUCUGUCAGAAAGAGGUGUCAGUCAGUCAGAAGGAGGUGUCAGUCUGUCAGAAGGAGGUGUCAGUCAGUCAGAAGGAGGUGUCAGUCUGUCAGAAGGAGGUGUCAGUCUGUCAGAAAGAGAAGGAGGUGUCAGUCUGUCAGAAGGAGGUGUCAGUCUGUAAGAAGGAGGUGUCAGUCUGUCAGAAGGAGGUGUCAGUCAGUCAGAAGGAGGUGUCAGUCUGUCAGAAGGAGGUGUCAGUCUGUCAGAAGGAGAUGUCAGUCACUCAGAAGGAGGUGUCAGUCUGUCAGAAGGAGGUGUCAGUCUGUCAGAAGGAGGUGUCAGUCUGUCAGAAGGAGGUGUCAGUCUGUCAGAAGGAGGUGUCAGUCUGUCAGAAGGAGAUGUCAGUCAGUCAGAAGGAGGUGUCAGUCUGUCAGAAGGAGGUGUCAGUCUGUCAGAAGGAGGUGUCAGUCUGUCAGAAGGAGGUGUCAGUCUGUCAGAAGGAGGUGUCAGUCUGUCAGAAGGAGAUGUCAGUCACUCAGAAGGAGGUGUCAGUCUGUCAGAAGGAGGUGUCAGUCUGUCAGAAGGAGGUGUCAGUCUGUCAGAAGGAGGUGUCAGUCUGUCAGAAGGAGAUGUCAGUCAGUCAGAAGGAGGUGUCAGUCUGUCAGAAGGAGGUGUCAGUCUGUCAGAAGGAGGUGUCAGUCUGUCAGAAGGAGGUGUCAGUCUGUCAGAAGGAGGUGUCAGUCUGUCAGAAGGAGGUGUCAGUCUGUCAGAAAGAGGUGUCAGUCAGUCAGAAGGAGGUGUCAGUCUGUCAGAUGGAGAUGUCAGUCUGUCAGAAGGAGGUGUCAGUCAGUCAGAAGGAGGUGUCAGUCUGUCAGAAGGAGGUGUCAGUCAGUCAGAAGGAGGUGUCAGUCAGUCAGAAGGAGGUGUCAGUCUGUCAGAAGGAGGUGUCAGUCAGUCAGAAGGAGGUGUCAGUCUGUCAGAAGGAGGUGUCAGUCUGUCAGAAGGAGGUGUCAGUCUGUCAGAAGGAGGUGUCAGUCUGUCAGAAGGAGGUGUCAGUCUGUCAGAAGGAGGUGUCAGUCUGUCAGAAGGAGGUGUCAGUCUGUCAGAAGGAGGUGUCAGUCUGUCAGAAGGAGAUGUCAGUCAGUCAGAAGGAGGUGUCAGUCUGUCAGAAGGAGGUGUCAGUCUGUCAGAAGGAGGUGUCAGUCUGUCAGAAGGAGGUGUCAGUCUGUCAGAAGGAGGUGUCAGUCUGUCAGAAAGAGAAGGAGGUGUCAGUCUGUCAGAAGGAGGUGUCAGUCAGUCAGAAGGAGGUGUCAGUCUGUCAGAAGGAGGUGUCAGUCUGUCAGAAGGAGGUGUCAGUCAGUCAGAAGGAGGUGUCAGUCUGUCAGAAGGAGGUGUCAGUCAGUCAGAAGGAGGUGUCAGUCUGUCAGAAGGAGGUGUCAGUCUGUCAGAAGGAGGUGUCAGUCUGUCAGAAGGAGGUGUCAGUCUGUCAGAAGGAGGUGUCAGUCUGUCAGAAGGAGGGUCAGUCAGUCAGAAGGAGGUGUCAGUCAGUCAGAAGGAGGUGUCAGUCAGUCAGAAGGAGGUGUCAGUCAGUCAGAAGGAGGUGUCAGUCAGUCAGAAGGAGGUGUCAGUCAGUCAGAAGGAGGUGUCAGUCAGUCAGAAGGAGGUGUCAGUCUGUCAGAAGGAGGUGUCAGUCUGUCAGAAGGAAGAGUGUCAGUCAGUCAGAAGGAGGUGUCAGUCUGUCAGAAGGAGGUGUCAGUCAGUCAGAAGGAGGUGUCAGUCGUCAGAAGGAGGUGUCAGUCUGUCAGAAGGAGUUCAGUCGUCAGAAGGAGUGUCAGUCUGUCAGAAGGAGGUGUCAGUCUGUCAGAGUCGGAGGAGUGUCAGUCUGUCAGAAGGAGGUGUCAGUCAGUCAGUCAGUCGUCAGAGAGUGUCGUCGUAGGAGAGUGUCAGUCAAGAAGGAGGUGUCAGUCGUCAGAAGGAGGUGUCAGUCUGUCAGAAGGAGGUGUCAGUCUGUCAGAAGAGGUGUCGUCAGUCGUCAGAAGGAGGUCAGUCUGUCAGAAGGAGGUGUCAGUCGUCAGAAGGAGGUGUCAGUCGUCAGUCAAGAAGGAGGUGUCAGUCUGUCAGUCUGUCAGGAGGUGUCAGUCUGUCAGAAGGAGGUGUCAGUCUGUCAGAAGGAGGUGUCAGUCUGUCAGAAGGAGAUGUCAGUCGUCAAGAAGGAGGUGUCAGUCAGUCAGAAGGAGGUGUCAGUCUGUCAGAAGGAGGUGUCAGUCUGUCAGAAGGAGGUGUCAGUCUGUCAGAAGGAGGUGUCAGUCUGUCAGAAGGAGGUGUCAGUCUGUCAGAAGGAGGUGUCAGUCUGUCAGAAGGAGGUGUCAGUCUGUCAGAAGGAGAUGUCAGUCAGUCAGAAGGAGGUGUCAGUCAGUCAGAAGGAGGUGUCAGUCUGUCAGAAGGAGGUGUCAGUCAGUCAGAAGGAGGUGUCAGUCGUCAGAAGGAGGUGUCAGUCAGUCAGAGAGUUCAGUCGUCAGAAGGAGGUGCAGUCAGUCUGUCAGAAGGAGGUGUCAGUCUGUCAGAAAGAGGUGUCAGUCAGUCAGAAGGAGGUGUCAGUCAGUCAGAAGGAGAUGUCAGUCAGUCAGAAGGAGGUGUCAGUCUGUCAGAAGGAGGUGUCAGUCAGUCAGAAGGAGGUGUCAGUCAGUCAGAAGGAGGUGUCAGUCUGUCAGAAGGAGGUGUCAGUCAGUCAGAAGGAGGUGUCAGUCUGUCAGAAGGAGGUGUCAGUCUGUCAGAAGGAGGUGUCAGUCUGUCAGAAGGAGGUGUCAGUCUGUCAGAAGGAGGUGUCAGUCUGUCAGAAGGAGAUGUCAGUCAGUCAGAAGGAGGUGUCAGUCUGUCAGAAGGAGGUGUCAGUCUGUCAGAAGGAGGUGUCAGUCUGUCAGAAGGAGGUGUCAGUCUGUCAGAAGGAGGUGUCAGUCUGUCAGAAAGAGAAGGAGGUGUCAGUCUGUCAGAAGGAGGUGUCAGUCAGUCAGAAGGAGGUGUCAGUCUGUCAGAAGGAGGUGUCAGUCUGUCAGAAGGAGGUGUCAGUCAGUCAGAAGGAGGUGUCAGUCUGUCAGAAGGAGGUGUCAGUCAGUCAGAAGGAGGUGUCAGUCUGUCAGAAGGAGGUGUCAGUCUGUCAGAAGGAGGUGUCAGUCAGUCAGAAGGAGGUGUCAGUCAGUCAGAAGGAGAUGUCAGUCAGUCAGAAGGAGGUGUCAGUCUGUCAGAAGGAGGUGUCAGUCUGUCAGAAGGAGGUGUCAGUCUGUCAGAAGGAGGUGUCAGUCUGUCAGAAGGAGGUGUCAGUCUGUCAGAAGGAGGUGUCAGUCUGUCAGAAAGAGGUGUCAGUCAGUCAGAAGGAGGUGUCAGUCUGUCAGAAGGAGGUGUCAGUCUGUCAGAAGGAGGUGUCAGUCUGUCAGAAGGAGGUGUCAGUCUGUCAGAAGGAGGUGUCAGUCUGUCAGAAGGAGGUGUCAGUCUGUCAGAAGGAGGUGUCAGUCUGUCAGAAGGAGAUGUCAGUCAGUCAGAAGGAGGUGUCAGUCUGUCAGAAGGAGGUGUCAGUCUGUCAGAAGGAGGUGUCAGUCUGUCAGAAGGAGGUGUCAGUCUGUCAGAAGGAGGUGUCAGUCUGUCAGAAGGAGGUGUCAGUCUGUCAGAAGGAGGUGUCAGUCAGUCAGAAGGAGGUGUCAGUCUGUCAGAAGGAGAUGUCAGUCUGUCAGAAGGAGGUGUCAGUCUGUCAGAAGGAGGUGUCAGUCAGUCAGAAGGAGGUGUCAGUCAGUCAGAAGGAGGUGUCAGUCUGUCAGAAGGAGGUGUCAGUCUGUCAGAAGGAGGUGUCAGUCUGUCAGAAGGAGAUGUCAGUCAGUCAGAAGGAGGUGUCAGUCUGUCAGAAGGAGGUGUCAGUCUGUCAGAAGGAGGUGUCAGUCAGUCAGAAGGAGGUGUCAGUCUGUCAGAAGGAGGUGUCAGUCUGUCAGAAGGAGGUGUCAGUCAGUCAGAAGGAGGUGUCAAAGGAGGUGUCAGUCUGUCAGAAGGAGAUGUCAGUCAGUCAGAAGGAGGUGUCAGUCUGUCAGAAGGAGGUGUCAGUCUGUCAGAAGGAGGUGUCAGUCUGUCAGAAGGAGGUGUCAGUCUGUCAGAAGGAGGUGUCAGUCUGUCAGAAGGAGGUGUCAGUCUGUCAGAAAGAGAAGGAGGUGUCAGUCUGUCAGAAGGAGGUGUCAGUCAGUCAGAAGGAGGUGUCAGUCUGUCAGAAGGAGGUGUCAGUCUGUCAGAAGGAGGUGUCAGUCAGUCAGAAGGAGGUGUCAGUCUGUCAGAAGGAGGUGUCAGUCAGUCAGAAGGAGGUGUCAGUCUGUCAGAAGGAGGUGUCAGUCUGUCAGAAGGAGGUGUCAGUCAGUCAGAAGGAGGUGUCAGUCAGUCAGAAGGAGAUGUCAAAGGAGGUGUCAGUCUGUCAGAAGGAGGUGUCAGUCUGUCAGAAGGAGGUGUCAGUCUGUCAGAAAGAGGUGUCAGUCAGUCAGAAGGAGGUGUCAGUCUGUCAGAAGGAGGUGUCAGUCUGUCAGAAGGAGGUGUCAGUCUGUCAGAAGGAGGUGUCAGUCUGUCAGAAGGAGGUGUCAGUCUGUCAGAAGGAGGUGUCAGUCUGUCAGAAGGAGGUGUCAGUCUGUCAGAAGGAGAUGUCAGUCAGUCAGAAGGAGGUGUCAGUCUGUCAGAAGGAGGUGUCAGUCUGUCAGAAGGAGGUGUCAGUCUGUCAGAAGGAGGUGUCAGUCUGUCAGAAGGAGGUGUCAGUCUGUCAGAAGGAGGUGUCAGUCAGUCAGAAGGAGGUGUCAGUCUGUCAGAAGGAGAUGUCAGUCUGUCAGAAGGAGGUGUCAGUCUGUCAGAAGGAGGUGUCAGUCAGUCAGAAGGAGGUGUCAGUCAGUCAGAAGGAGGUGUCAGUCUGUCAGAAGGAGGUGUCAGUCUGUCAGAAGGAGGUGUCAGUCUGUCAGAAGGAGAUGUCAGUCAGUCAGAAGGAGGUGUCAGUCUGUCAGAAGGAGGUGUCAGUCUGUCAGAAGGAGGUGUCAGUCAGUCAGAAGGAGGUGUCAGUCUGUCAGAAGGAGGUGUCAGUCUGUCAGAAGGAGGUGUCAGUCAGUCAGAAGGAGGUGUCAAAGGAGGUGUCAGUCUGUCAGAAGGAGGUGUCAGUCAGUCAGAAGGAGGUGUCAGUCAGUCAGAAGGAGGUGUCAGUCUGUCAGAAGGAGGUGUCAGUCUGUCAGAAGGAGGUGUCAGUCUGUCAGAAGGAGGUGUCAGUCUGUCAGAAGGAGGUGUCAGUCUGUAAGAAGGAGAUGUCAGUCACUCAGAAGGAGGUGUCAGUCAGUCAGAAGGAGGUGUCAGUCUGUCAGAAGGAGGUGUCAGUCUGUCAGAAGGAGGUGUCAGUCAGUCAGAAGGAGGUGUCAGUCUGUCAGAAGGAGGUGUCAGUCUGUCAGAAGGAGGUGUCAGUCACUCAGAAGGAGGUGUCAGUCUGUCAGAAGGAGGUGUCAGUCUGUCAGAAGGAGGUGUCAGUCUGUCAGAAGGAGGUGUCAGUCUGUCAGAAGGAGGUGUCAGUCUGUAAGAAGGAGAUGUCAGUCACUCAGAAGGAGGUGUCAGUCUGUCAGAAGGAGGUGUCAGUCUGUCAGAAGGAGGUGUCAGUCUGUCAGAAGGAGGUGUCAGUCAGUCAGAAGAGCCACUCUGCGAUUACGUAA